AUGUCAGCUCACUACGGAUUGAACCACGAGACAAAACCUCACACGACAGCUCACUCCGGAUUGGACCACGAGACAAAACCUCACACGUCAACUCACUACAGAUUGAACUACGAGACAAAACCUCACACGUCAGCUCUCUACGAAUUAAACCACGAGACAAAACCUCACACGUCAGCUCUCUCCGGAUUGAACCACGAGACAAAACCUCACACGCCAGCUCACUCCGGAUUGAACCACGAGACAAAACUUCACACGUCAGCUCACUACGGAUUGAACCACGAGACAAAACCUCACACGCCAGCUCACUCCGGAUUGAACCACGAGACAAACCCUCACACGUCAGCUCACUCCGGAUUGAACCACGAGACAAAACUUCACACGUCAGCUCACUCCGGAUUGAACCACGAGACAAACCCUCUCUUACAGUAA
This is a messenger RNA of Mizuhopecten yessoensis (Yesso scallop), 429 nucleotides long. RefSeq lists its product as uncharacterized. The coding region runs from base 1 to 429 and encodes 142 amino acids. The transcript has a single exon. The record is from RefSeq and is a predicted model, not a curated record. Lineage: Eukaryota; Metazoa; Mollusca; Bivalvia; Pectinida; Pectinidae.